Messenger RNA from Copidosoma floridanum, 3073 nucleotides. RefSeq lists its product as uncharacterized. Lineage: Eukaryota; Metazoa; Arthropoda; Insecta; Hymenoptera; Encyrtidae. The record is from RefSeq and is a predicted model, not a curated record.
UGAAGAUGGAGUUAGGAAACGCAUGGGGUCUCUCCCCUCGUAUUUAACCUCCAAUUCCUCCGAAUGGAGGCAAAUGACUUCUGUUAUGGUGUAUUGUGUUUAAUGAAAAUUAGUGUUGUUUUUACUGACGCCUUGUUUUUAAGAAGCUGAUGGGAUUGUUGAAAGAAAUUGGAUGUGUAAAAUCGGGAUAUACUCGGGCAAAACAUUGUUUUCGGUGUUAAAUGCGGUACCCACCACCAGCCACAAUAUAUGUGUAUUGACAAAAUAAUUUAUUAAAGGUGGUAUAUAGGUAUGACAUGAACGUGAUCACAUGAGUCGUUUUAUCGUCGAUUAAUCAUACAGCGGCAAAGUUGCGUGCUACGCAGCGGAGAAUGUGAUUUACAAUUAUUCCACUGUCGUACUGUGUCAGACAGGAUGCUGAGACCCGAUAAAUAAAAAUGCGGAUAGCGUUAUGUUACUUCAAACGUCUGGUGCUUGCGGCCAGCUUGUUUAUCAUAAUAUUUUGUGCGAUUCAACUUUACAAAUUCGAAAUUGGCUUUAACAAUGCUGAAGAUUCUAACGAAGAAAAACUCCAACAACUAUCACAAUUGAUAAAAAAUUCAAAGAAAGAUUCACAGUUCGUUGGAGAUGGCGAACCGGCGUGCAAAAUGCCGGAAUUGGAAAUUUUCAAUCCAGAGAUAAUGAAAUUCAUCCACGAUGUUUCUCCACUGCAGUGCUCGCCCGACGAUUGGGUCAAAGUUGAUGGCUCAAAACUAUUUAUCGAUAUAAAAGCGAAAAAUCGGUAUGGCCCCAUCACCUGUGCGUUUAACGAAAUUCUCAGAAAGGACGAUUUUAAUUACGAGCUAACCAAAACAGUCGAAACCGACACGUUCUACGUGUUACGGGAAAGCGAUUUCGCUGAGGUCAAAUGCGAAUCGCAAACAGGAAAACAAUGGCACAGCGUACUAGCAGGUGUGAAAAACGAUCCGGCUGGUCGUCAGCGGUAUUCCUGGUCGCGGGUGCCCAAAUCCACCCUCGGCUUGAACGUACUCAUGUUCGGCUUCGAUUCCCUGUCACGAAACACCUUCAUACGAAAAUUGCCACGCAGCUAUCGCUACCUCAAACAGACGCUCAACAGCCAAGUGCUCGAGAGUUACAACAUCGUCGGGGAUGGUACACCUCAGGCCCUCAUACCGAUAUUAACGGGAAAAAUCGAGCUCGAGUUACCAGAGACGCGCAAACGCAUGAAGUCCCAGGCGAACUACGUCGACGUCUAUCCGAUGAUAUGGAAGGACUACGAGGCCAAUGGAUUCGUUACCGGUUUCAUGGAGGACGUGCCCCAAAUCGGCACCUUCACUUACAGGCUAACCGGCUUCAGGGAGCAACCCACCGAUCACUACAUGAGGACUUAUUACUUGGUUGCCGAGCAGUACUUCAAAUAUUCGAAACCGUACUGUUUGGGUGGUACGCCCAGGCAUAUGUUGAUGUUGAAUCACAUAAAAACUGUCUUCAACGAGUACAAGGAUAAGCCGAAGUUUGUCUUCGGAUUCCAUGGUGAGUUGUCACACGAUUCGUACAACGACAUCGGAGUUGCGGAUGACGAUCUCUUGCAAUGGAUGACAAAUAUGAAGGAGUCUGGUCACUUGAAUAACACAAUUUUGAUUUUAAUGAGCGAUCAUGGACACAGAUUUGCAGACAUAAGGAAUACGCUUCAGGGAAAGCAAGAGGAAAGACUACCUUUCUUCUCAUUUACGUUUCCUCCAUGGUUUAAACAAAUCCACCCCCAAGCAUAUGCCAACUUCGUUUUUAACACCCAACGCUUGACAACGCCUUUUGACAUCCACGCUACUUUCAAGCACAUGUUGAAUUUCGAGGCGCCAAAAGAGGCGGGUUUGAACGAUCGUGGAAUUAGUUUGUUCAAUAAGAUUCCAAUCGAACGAACGUGCGCUGAUGCUUUCAUUGAGUCGCACUGGUGUGCCUGCCUGUCUUGGCAGGAGAUUUCAAUAAACCAAGAAAUAGCUCAAAACGCGGCCCAGUAUUUUGUUGACUUCCUUAAUUCUUACACAGAAGAUUAUCGCAAAAUUUGCGAGAAACUAAAAGUGGGAGAAGUUUUGUGGGCUGCCAAACUCAUUCCUACCAAAGGACUAAUUAGUUUUAAAAAAACUCGCGAUCUCGAUGGCUUUGCACCUGAUCUUAAUGGUAAAACAAAACUCACGACCGAAUUAUACCAGAUAAAAUUGAAGACUGUACCGGGUAACGGACUGUUUGAAGUGAGCAUAACAUACGAUGCUGAGAAGAAUAUGUUUUCCACAAAGAUCUCCGAUGUCAGUAGAAUCAACAUGUACGGGACUCAGGCGAGAUGCGUGGAAAAGCAUCUAUUUCAUCUACGCAAGUAUUGUUACUGCAAGGACUGAAAAUUAUAGUGCUCAACUAUGGGGUUUCAUAAAAUAAAUGUGAUGCCGAAUGAUGAUCGGUAAACCAAAUGUUUGAUACCAAAUAGUCAUAUCAGUUAGUUAUGCUGUAAAGUUUUUCACUGUAAAAAAGUUAGAUUAACCAAAAUAUCAGUAUAUUGACGAAUGUAAAGUCAAAUUAAUUUUUGUAUAGUGUCACUGUUUUUUUUCAUUUUACACGAAUUCGAUGUUUCGACGUAUUUUAUGGUCUGAUGAGACUGAUGAGUCUUUAGCUCUGUUGAGAUUUUACUAUUUGAUCUUUUUUAAAUAAACCUGAUUUUUUAUAAUGUUUUUAUUUUGUACUAUGCGAGGCUAGCCUUCAGUUUUUUGUAUAGAAUAGUGUUAUACAUUAAUACGGUAUAACGUUAUGAUUGUUAAAUAUUAAAACGAUUGUAGGGUACUUCCGGAAAUCUGUUUUAAAUUAUUUGUUUCCUGUCGAGGCCGCAAAAUGCGACGAAAUGUCUAAUUCAUGAAAAAUAUAAUGAAACACUAUACUUAAAAAAUAGAUGUUAUAUCAUAUUUAUCCAUUUAAAGAUACAAAGGAGUGAUUACUAGUGUGGAUUUGAAGGUUAUAAGAUCAUAAAACAUCAAUAUUUUAAUCCACUUGAUGGAACGUUUCUGAAAAUAGAGAAGUUUUUAUCAAA